CGGAUGUAUUUUCUGAAGGUUGUGAUUGGUUAAUACGAAAAUACGGAAUUCCACGUUAAGGCAACUGACACUGAACUGACUGUCGGAACAAUGGAAAAGAUUGUAUGUAAUGUCCAUGGCAGCGUAUGUAUGCUAAAAACGGGCGUAAAGGAAGGACCAAAUAAAGGCAAGAGCUUCUACGUAUGCGUUGACAAGCAAGGCUGUGAUUUCAGUCAGUUGGCCAGUGUCCCACCAUCCCACUGCCUCCAUCAUGAAGACUCAACGGUUGAACUUCAAGCUCUCACCUACAUUCAGCAGCAGCAGUGCUACAGGUUGUUCUACCGCUGUGUUGUGGGGAAAAAAGCAGGCCAGAGGUGGUGUGGAUAUGUGCCUUGGACUUCACCGGAGAAAGAAAAGAGAAACCCUCUGUCAGAUGCACAGCUGCAGCCCUCCUGCCUGCCAACCUCCCGAAACCCUUUUAAGGCUCCCAGCAAGACGGACAAAGACUCUGAGAGGAGAAGGAUGCAGAGUGAUGGAGGUGAUGAGAGAAGCAGUGAGGCGAGUCUCAAGGCUGAGGGAAGAGAAAGUAAUCAGAAAGAAAAUGUGAAGAGCAAAGGUGCAGGAGAGAAAGAUGAGGAGGGGGAGGAGGAGGGGAAGCUGAAUUCAUCUGAUACUUACAGAGGUAAACAACUUCCAGCAGGGAUGAAGGUAAAGAAGAGAGUUUCAGAUGAGGAGAGAAAAAGUCUCAAAACUAACGCUGUGGAAAAGAUGACAGAGAACGUGAAAGACAAGUUUAAAGAGAACCACACUAAAACAAGAGAAGGAGAGAAAACAGAUUCUUCCUCCAGUGUCAAGGCUGCUCAUCCUGAGAGAACACAUCAAACCUCACAGGAUCCUCACAAGGACACAACCCAGAAACCAGCCAAUGGUGAAACCUGUGUGGCGGAACAAACUGUAAAGGAAAGUGUCUCUAAAUCUGCACUGAGUGGUAGCACCAAUGCUUCCAAAGACUCUGAUAACACCUCUAACAAACCAACACAACCCACAGCGUCCAGUCAAUCCAAAAACAACCAGGACAGUGAUGACGACGAUGUAGUGAUGGUGUCUGUGAAACCUGCUGCUCAGAAAACUCCUCCUGCCUCUACUGUCCAGAAGACCCUGACCACCUUCCCUGGCUUCCAGCCAGCAUCUAAGCUCAAACCUCAGCAGGGAGAUCCGCAAGGGCUUCACAGCCUGCUCACUGCUCAGCUCCAACAGAAAAAGGCCACUCUGUCUGUGGUGAAUGUGGCGGCUCUGCCAGAUAAAGGGGAGAGGCUGAGGACUCAGGUCAAAGAGCUGGAGGAUGCACUGGAGUCUCUGAGCCUCACUGCUGCUUCUCAGCCAGAGCCCCAGGUUGGACAGAAAAGCGGUGACGCUAGUGCAGGUAGCAGCCAAGCUAACCCAUUCAGCAGGCAGGGUGGCACCAUCCUGCUCCCGGCCCCUCCUGCCCCGGGGCUCUCCCAGCACCAGGCCUCCAGCAGCUCACUGGGGCUCCAGCUGAGCCAGGGCUACACCCAGAUGUAUGGAGCGAACCCACAGGCCCAGGCUUUUUACGGUGGCAGGAUGACUGAUGACCGUCUGCUGGCGGUGAAAAAUGCCACCUGUGAGGCCAUCGACCAUCUCCACAAAUCCCUGGAGUCCUGCCCUCACCCUGAGGACGAGGCUCCAGACCCCAAAGGCAUCAAGGUAACGCUCCUGGCCCAUCAGAGGAGAGCUUUGGCCUGGCUGCUCUGGAGAGAGGCCCAGAAUCCAUGUGGAGGAAUUUUGGCGGAUGACAUGGGUCUAGGGAAAACGCUGACCAUGAUUGCUCUCAUACUGGCCAAGAAGAAGAAGGCAAAAGAGGAAGAUGAAAAGAAGGAAGAGAAGAAGCUGGAGGGCUGGAUCUCCAAAACUGACUCUAGCCUGGUGGUUUCUAAAGGCACCCUGAUCAUCUGUCCCGCCUCGCUGAUCCACCACUGGAAGAGAGAGAUUGACAGACAUGUGAAGACAGGCAAGCUGACUGUGUACCUGUACCACGGCCCCAACCGCGAGAAAAGUGCCAGAGUGCUGGCAGAUUAUGAUGUGGUGGUGACCACAUACAGUUUGGUCUCUAAAGAGAUCCCAGUCCAGAAGGAGGAGGCUGAGACACCCACCAAAGAUUCUGAUGAUGUGCCACCACGCUCGGCUCCUCUUCUGAGAGUGGCCUGGGCCCGGGUGGUUCUGGAUGAAGGCCAUAACAUCAAGAACCCAAAAGUGCAGACGUCUAUGGCUGUGUGUAAGCUGAGGGCUCGUGCCCGCUGGGCUGUCACUGGCACACCCAUCCAGAACAACCUGCUGGACAUGUACUCACUGCUCAAGUUUCUGCGUUGUUCUCCAUUUGAUGAGUACAAACUUUGGAAAGCUCAGGUGGACAACGGCUCUAAGAGAGGCAGAGAGAGACUCAACCUCCUGACAAGGAGUCUUCUGCUCCGACGGACCAAAAACCAGCUGGACUCCACAGGAAAACCACUGGUGUCUCUUCCUGAUCGGACCAUCGAGGUGCAUCAACUCAAACUGUCCCAGGAUGAACAGGCUGUGUAUGAUGUGGUCUUUGCCCAAUCCAGAUCUACCCUGCAGAACUACCUGAAGAGACAUGAAGGAAAUGAUGUGAGCAAGGGAAACAAAUCCAGUAGUAACCCCUUUGACAAAGUGGCCCAAGAGUUUGGUAUGUCCCAGGCUGACCCUGAUGUGUCGAGUUCCCAGCAGCCCCAACAGGCGUCUAGCACCGUCCACAUCCUGUCUCUGUUGCUGCGCCUCCGACAGUGCUGCUGUCACCUCUCACUCCUUAAGAAGACUCUCGACUCCUCGGAGCUGCAGGGCGAUGGGAUCGUCUUGUCUCUGGAGGAGCAGCUCAACGCUCUGUCACUCUCCUCCAACUCCUCGUCAUCGGGCCCUGACCCCAAAGACACUGUGGCCCUUAAUGGCACCCGCUUCCCCUCAAAGCUGUUUGAGGAAACCAGUGAGAGCAGCAAGAUAUCUGCUAUUAUCUCUGAGCUGAAGGCAAUCAAACAAAGAAGUGAUGAUCAGAAAAGCGUGAUCGUGUCCCAGUGGACCAGCAUGCUCCAAAUUGUUGCAGUUCAUCUGCGGCAGAUGGGCCUGAAAUAUGGUGUUAUUGAUGGGACUGUCAACCCAAAACGCCGCAUGGACCUUGUCGAAGAAUUCAACACUGACUCUCAAGGAAUUCAGGUGAUGCUGGUGUCUCUUUGUGCCGGAGGUGUUGGACUCAAUCUCAUUGGAGGGAAUCACCUCUUUCUCAUAGACUUGCACUGGAACCCGGCCUUGGAGGAUCAGGCAUGUGACAGAAUCUACAGAGUUGGACAAACUAAAGAUGUCACAAUCCACAGGUUUGAGUGUGAAGGCACAGUGGAGGAGAAGAUUUCCACCCUGCAGGUGAAGAAGAAGGAGCUGGCUCAGAAUGUGCUGUCAGGAACAGGAAGCACCUUCACCAAACUCUCUCUGGCAGAUCUCAGAAUCAUUUUUGGUGUCUGAGAUGGGAGAGAACUGAAGACGCUGUGGAGCACUGUCAAGCCCACAGCUACAGCCUUUCAUACAAGUUUUUAAAAUUCAGGUUGUUGGUCUGAAGUAUCUUAUCAGACUGAGGUAAUUAAUGACGUAAAUCUAAGAUAAUGUUACAAUGUAUUUGUGCUGCUUGUUCUAAAGAGGAUUUUCCUCUGUCAUAGUUAUUUUAAUUUCUGGUAGCUUACUCAUUAUUGGAGUGAAGCAAAUAUUUGCCUUUUCCCCUUUUUUUCACCUGAUUAUUUUAUUUUGUUGUAUGUGUGUUCAUGUUUAAAUAAAUGCAGGUAAUAAUUGAAUAUGUAAAUA
Molecule: messenger RNA, 3858 nt
Organism: Acanthopagrus latus (yellowfin seabream)
Lineage: Eukaryota; Metazoa; Chordata; Actinopteri; Spariformes; Sparidae
Gene: ttf2
Product: transcription termination factor, RNA polymerase II
Exons: 23
Coding region: 91-3525 (1144 amino acids)
Molecular function (GO): ATP-dependent chromatin remodeler activity; ATP binding; zinc ion binding
Source: RefSeq, a predicted model, not a curated record